This is a messenger RNA of Malassezia sympodialis ATCC 42132, 1494 nucleotides long. RefSeq lists its product as uncharacterized. Lineage: Eukaryota; Fungi; Basidiomycota; Malasseziomycetes; Malasseziales; Malasseziaceae. The record is from RefSeq and is a predicted model, not a curated record.
AUGGUCGCACCAGCGCCUCCCGUGUCAACAGCGCCGGGGGGAUCGCUCUCCAUGGCUAACGACAGCUCAUCCAAGCCGUCAAGGAGCGGCGAGGGUGGGUCUUUCCGCUUGCAUGCGCCGGGCCGGAUCCCACUCAGUCCCAUGCGGCUGGGGCCGGGGCCCGUGCCGUCGCCAUCGCCGCACGCUGGUGCCGCGUCGCCGCUCGGGACGUCGGCUCCUACGACGUCCCCUCUGCCGCUUGCGAACGAGCUGCCUGACGACCCGGCGCAGGCAUCGCAGCUUGUCCAUCUCUACGCGCCACCGCUAGCGCCCGCCUGGAGCCCCGUGCCGAGCUCCAUGUCGCGUACCCUCAGCGGCCGCACGGAUGAGGGCAGUGGGCCGCGUGGGCGCGCGCCCACGUCGCCCGUGCCUGCGGCGCAGGCGGACAAUGGGCUGCGGCGGCCCCUCUCGAGUCCGCGCUCGCCCUCGCAGGCGCUGCUCUCGCCACUGAUGCGGCACCGCAACGCGCCACGGUCGCCCGAGCCGAGCAUAUUUGAGCGUGAUAUCGAGCUGUGCGGCAGCCCACACAUGCGCACGCCCCAGGAGGCCAUCGAUACGUCCGUGCCGACGGUGCUGGACGGCGCGGCCGACGCGAUCGUCGGCGACACGGACCUCGAAAUCGUGGCGCCGCGCGACGGAUCGCACUCGUCGUCGCCGCUCGCGUCGCCCGAUAUGCGCGCGCGGCGGCGGCUGGGCGGCGAGCCGCUCAUUCGGGGCGUCUCUCACGACAGCUGGCAGCCGCGCGCCCCGCGCCCGGGCGGCCACCGCCGCCUGCUGUCGGAGCAGUCCCAUGUCGCGGCGAGCCUCCCGGGCAUGCCGCCGAGUCCCAGCGCGUUCUCCCAUGCGGGCUCGCGGCGCUCGACGCUGCUGAUGCCUACGACGCCGGGGUCGCGCGCUGAUUCGAUGGCGCCGUCCAUGAGCCCGAGUCUGAGCAUUGACGGGGCCGUCAUCCCCGAGGGGCAGGCGGCCAUGGUUGCGCACAGCCUCGAUGGCCUUGCGGACGUGAUUGUGCAUCCCGCGUCGCAGGCCUCGCCGGCGCCGGUGGCGUCGCCGUCUCCGAUCGAGUCGGCGGGCUCGAUGCCUGCGUCGACGAGCUACUUUUCGCUGCCGCCGUCCGCCGACGACGCGCGCGCCUCGGGCAAGUUCCGCUACACGCUGCUCGACUUGCCGCAGCCAGGUUCGACCCUGACGCCUGCCGGCGUGGAGCGCUCGCACUCCUUUCUGAGCGCGCGCUCCGCGCGCGCGGGCGCGCCGGGCCGGCGAGCAUGGCAGGCGCGGCGCCCACGCAGCGCCGACUCGUCCGAGAUGCCCGCGCCGCCGCUCUUGCAGGUGCAGCCCGAUGCGAGCCUGUCCUCGGCCGCCGGGUCCGGCGAGCGCAAGCGCCUCUCGUGGAUGACGUACACGGACCUGGUGCGUGAUGCGGACGAGCAAGUGACGGACGUGUCGCUUGGAUAG